Molecule: messenger RNA, 1830 nt
Organism: Manihot esculenta (cassava)
Lineage: Eukaryota; Viridiplantae; Streptophyta; Magnoliopsida; Malpighiales; Euphorbiaceae
Product: cyclic dof factor 3
Exons: 2
Coding region: 100-1488 (462 amino acids)
Biological process (GO): regulation of DNA-templated transcription
Molecular function (GO): DNA binding; DNA-binding transcription factor activity
Source: RefSeq, a predicted model, not a curated record
GAUUGCCAACGAAAAAAAAAGGGAAAAAAAAAAAAAAACAAAGCGAGAGUUCUCUCGCGCCUUUUUUCCCCUGUUUGCUUACUGAGAAAGUAAAAGAAAAUGCGAGAAGAUGCUACUACGGAACCCGCUAUCAAGCUUUUCGGCAAGAAAAUAACUCUGAAUACCGACGGUCAGCCUCCAUUGAUUUCCGCCGACGACUUGCCGUCAUUGGAGAGAGUGGAAGUAGUAGAAGAAGAUGAUGAGAAAGCAGAGAAGGAUAUUCCAGCGAGGAUAGUCCCUGAUACAGCAGAAGAAAAUAACGUUCCACUGCUGGGCGCAGAGGAGUCUGCAGAUCCAGAAACUAAUGCGAACCCCAAAACACCUUCUAUCAAUGAAGAAUCUGCAAAAUCAAAGAGUUCCGAAACAGAGAAAGAACAGAAUUAUGCAAGCACCCCGCAAGAGAAAAUCCUCAAGAAGCCUGACAAAAUACUUCCAUGCCCGCGGUGCAAAAGCAUGGAUACCAAAUUUUGUUACUUUAACAAUUACAAUGUCAACCAACCGCGCCAUUUCUGCAAAGCCUGUCAGAGAUAUUGGACUGCUGGUGGUACCAUGAGGAAUGUCCCGGUGGGCGCUGGACGUCGCAAGAACAAGAACUCUGCCUCUCAUUAUCGUCACAUGACCAUUUCUGAGGUGCUGCAAGCUGCUCGGAUUGAAGCUCCUAAUGGAACACACAACCCUGCACUGAAAACUAAUGGUAGAGUCCUUAGCUUUGGCUUGGAUGCACCAAUAUGUGAUUCCAUGGUUUCUGUAUUAAAUCUUGCUGAUAAGAGGGUUCUGAAUGGCUUUCAUAAUUUGGAAGAACAGAGGAUUCCAGUUCCUUUCAAAGGUAGAGAAAAUGGUGAUGAUUGUUCAAGUGGAUCUUCUGUGACCGUUUCCAAUUCAAUGGAGGAAGGAGGUGCGACUUGCUCGCGAGAACCUCUUAUGCAGAGCAUCAAUGGCUUUGCUUCUCCACUCCCAUGUCUCCCUGGUGUUCCCUGGAAUUCUGCAUUGCUCCCUCCACCUUUUUGCCCACCAGGAUUUCCAAUGUCAUUUUAUCCUCACUUCUGGAAUUGUGGUAUUUGGAACACCCCUUUGUUGUCUCCGCAAUCAUCUUCUUCUUCAUCAAAUCAAAGGGCUCCCUCUGGUAAUAAUUCUACUUUGGGAAAGCACUCGAGAGAUAGGUACACACUUAAGUUAGACGAUUUUGAGAAAGAAGAGCAGCCAACAAAGCUUAAAAAUGGAUGUAUUUUAGUUCCCAAAAUUCUAAGGAUUGAUGACCCAACUGAAGCUGCAAGAAGUUCCAUAUGGGCAACUCUUGGAAUCAAGAAUGAAUCUUUCACUGGGGAAGGACUGUUCAAGGCCUUCCAACCAAAGACUGAUGAAAGGAAACAUGUUGCUGAAACCUCUCCGAUACUGCUGGCAAAUCCUGCUGCUGCGUCUCGAUCCAUAAACUUUAAUGAAAAUUCUUAAAAUGUCGGCAUGUAGACCAUAGAUCAAGUUAGCAAGUUAACUGACUGAGACAAAAGGAGUAGAGGGACAAAACUCAGGUUUUGGAGGACUUAAAAUGAAGGUCUCGUGUGACUAAUUUUCUUCUUCUGAUACUACGAACAGAUGGCUCUUGGUUUGCUGGAUUUGUGUUCAUGUAAAUCUAUCUAUACAUGUGAUAUAUGGGCUAAGGUUGGAGAAGAAUCCUUAGAUGCAGCGAAAAUCUCUACAGCUGCACUCAAGUUUUUCAUACUAUAGCUAGAAACUUGGAUCGUUUUUUUCCAUUUUCCUUGCCAUUCUAAACAAUAAACUGAAGUCUUCCUUUCA